UUCGCCUUCUCUCGUUCCAAUUUUUUAACUGCCUAAACCUAAAACUAGGGUUAGGGUUUCACUCUCUGUUCCUUCUUAAAUCCAUUCAUGGACCCGACCAAGAAGCGCAAGCUCGAUGAGAACGGUGUCGCAUUGGCCGAUACUGAUUCUGCCUACAUUCUAAACCCUCUGGAUUCUCGCAAAAUUGUCGAACGCCUAACAAAUGAUCAACUCCUAGAUAUUCUAUCCAACGCUGUCACUCGCCACCCCGAUGUCCUCGAAGCCGUCCGAUCUAUUGCAGAUGCGGACCCAACUCAGCGCAAGCUCUUCAUCCGUGGCCUCGGCUGGGACACCACCACUGAAGGCCUCCGUAACAUUUUCUCCGUCUAUGGUGAGCUUGAGGAAGCGGUGGUUAUCCUCGACAAAGCCACCGGAAAAUCGAAAGGCUAUGGCUUUAUUACGUUCAAACAUAUUGACGGUGCCAUGCUUGCUCUUAAAGAGCCCAGCAAGAAAAUUGACGGCCGCGUGACGGUUACGAAUCUUGCAGUUGCUGGAAAUUCAGCGAAUAGUACUAACAACCCCGUGGAUGUGUCGUUGAGGAAGAUAUUUGUCGGGAAUGUACCAAACGACAUGUCGGCUGACAAAUUGCUUGCACAUUUUGCUUGUUAUGGAGAGAUUGAAGAAGGUCCGUUGGGGUUUGAUAAGCAGACCGGUAAGCCAAAGGGCUUUGCUUUGUUUGUUUAUAAGACGGCGGAAGGGGCUCAAGCUGCGCUUGUAGAUCCUAUAAAGACCGUCGAGGGGAAACAAUUGAAUUGUAGAUUGGCUGAUAAUAAGAAGGCGAAGGGGCCUGAUGGGAUUCCGCCUGGUGGGCCCGGGAAUGUUAAUGUUAAUCAUGGCGAUGGGAUGGGAAUGGUUCCGCCACCGGCUGGAGGAUCCAUGCCGGGAUCCUAUGGUGGGCCAGGUGGACAUGGGUCUUACGGCCCGUUUUCAGGGGCGCCACCUUUGGGUCAUCAUGUGAACUCGUCUUUAGGGGGACCGGGACAGGUACCCUCCUCUUUGGGAGGUGUUGGUGCUGCUGGUUAUGGUGCUGGGUUGGGUGGGCCGUAUGGUGGUUAUGGUGGGCCAGGCUCUGCUGGUUAUGGAGGUUUGGGUGGUGCUGCUGGUAGUGGUGGAUUGGGGGGUGGUUCUUCCCUGUAUAGGUUGCCACCGAGUUCGGUUGGAAUGCCUUCUGGUGGGUAUUCUGAAGGUGGGCAUUACAACUUGUCAUCAACUUCGUCUGCUUAUCCUAGUCAGCAUCACCAGGCAACCGGGACAUCUCCUGUGCCUAGGGUUCCUCCUAUGUACCCGAAUGUUCCCCCGUAUUAUUGAGGUGUAUGACAGCUUGUUGGCGCAGAUGCUUUUUGUGGUUCUGGUGAUUGCGUAGUGCAGACUAUAUGAAUAUUUUACCUUUGCUUUUACGGCCACUUCUUCGCUUGAUGUCUUGAACUGCACCUUUAAGAUGUGGUUUAUCUCUGAGUGAUGGUUGUGAAAUGACUGAUUUAGACUAGUCUUUGUACUUUUCCUGGGAUCUAUUUGCUAUGUGGGCUUUCUAAGUGGCAACAUCAUUUUAAUGAGUACUGAGAUAAUAUAUUUCCAUUUCUUACACAAA
Messenger RNA from Mangifera indica (mango), 1627 nucleotides. Its product is annotated as UBP1-associated protein 2C-like. The transcript is spliced from 2 exons. Gene Ontology annotation, molecular function: RNA binding. The coding region runs from base 88 to 1347 and encodes 419 amino acids. NCBI's taxonomy places the organism in Eukaryota, Viridiplantae, Streptophyta, Magnoliopsida, Sapindales, Anacardiaceae. The record is from RefSeq and is a predicted model, not a curated record.